AGCAUCUGAACAAGCAGAAGGCAAGGACAAACAAAACCCCACGUUUUCAACACAUCUGAAACACAUUUGUGUUGAAAACAUAUCUCACUCUUCAGGAUGGACUUUUGUCCUUCUGAGUCAACUGAUUUGAGCGAGGCUGAAGAGACUGAAAUAGAGACAAUCAGGCAGCACAAACAGGGGCUUUUGGAGGACAUUAAGAAGCUGAAGGAGGAGAUUGCUGAAGUGUUUGCAGAGAUCGAGCGUUUCCAAAAUGCAGAGAGGCAAGAGGCAGACAAUAAUCCUAGAGAACAGACCAGCAAACUGUCACAGAGGGAUAAAAUUCUGUCCCUGGGCCGGAAGAAAUUCAACAUGGAUCCUGCAAAGGGGAUCCAGUACCUGAUUGAGCACCAGGUAUUAUCCUCAGACCCGCAGGAGAUCGCCAAAUUCCUCCACAAGGGUGAAGGUCUGAACAAGACAGCCAUUGGGGAUUACCUGGGUGGGAGGGACCCCACAAACAUUCAGAUCCUCCAAGCCUUUGUGGCAUGUCACCAGUUUGCCCACUUAAACCUGGUGCAGGCACUGAGACAGUUCCUGUGGAGCUUCCGGCUGCCCGGGGAAGCACAGAAGAUUGACCGGAUGAUGGAGGCCUUUGCCAACUGGUACUGCAAGUGUAACCCAGGAGUAUUCCAGUCCACAGAUACCUGUUACAUACUCUCCUUCUCUAUCAUCAUGCUUAACACCAGCCUGCACAACCCCAAUGUGAAAGACAAACCCCACUUCGAAAGGUUUGUAUCCAUCAACAGAGGCAUUGACAAUGGAGGGGACCUGCCAGAAGAGCUCUUAAAGAAUCUGUUUGAGAGCAUAAAGAAUGAACCGUUCUCCAUACCAGAGGAUGAUGGCAACGACCUCACCCAUACUUUCUUCAACCCUAACCGUGAGGGCUGGCUGCUGAAAUUAGGAGGACGUGUGAAAACCUGGAAACGCCGCUGGUUCAUUCUGACAGAUAACUGCCUGUACUACUUUGAAUAUACCACGGACAAAGAGCCUCUGGGCAUUAUCCCCUUGGAGAACCUAUCAGUCCGGAAGGUGGAUGAUCCCAAAAAGCCAAACUGCUUUGAACUCUACAAUCCCAACUGCAAAGGGCAGAAGAUCAAAGCCUGCAAAACAGAUGGGGAUGGGAAGGUGGUUGAAGGCAAGCAUCAGUCCUACAAGAUCUCAGCAGCCACACCAGCAGAACGUGAUGAGUGGAUUGAGGCAAUACGAACCAGCAUCACACAGGAUCCUUUCUAUGAUCUGAUCUCUGCCCGUAAGAAAAAGAUUGCCAGCAAAAACUGAACCCUGACCUGGUCACUAGCCUCAGGAAAGCAUAGGUUGGUGGACAGCUUCCCUCUCUUACUGGGCUAUUCCAGUGAAGAAAUUUGGGAGCGUUGGUUUCCUCUGCCUCCCACUUGGCAAGAAGAUAAACGACAGGACAGCUUGCCAGGUUUGCUUCUUCCCUUUCCAAACUGAAGGCAGUGGUGCAGGGUGCAAUCCACUGAGGACUGUCAGAACUGUGGGCACGGAGUUAACGCAUGUCCGAACGCAAAGGCUCAACAGCAACUGACCUUUGGGUUCUCCCAUACAUCCCCAGACAUGUAGGACAGGAUCUGAGAGGAGACAAGAAUGUCUGCAGAAUGUCUCUGGCCCCUUCCACAAUGAAAUCAGGCCAGACUAUUUUUCUGUGAGGAUCCAUGUAGAUGUUCUUGGAGCAGCUGAGCAUAGUCCAGUCGGUUGGAGAGCAGAAAGGCCCCAGUGGUUUCUCUUCCACAAACAGACGUGUAGUGUUUGUGGAGUGGAGGCCACUACUGUUUAGGACCUCACUGUGAAACCAGAGGCCAAGGUACGAUAAAAAGCCCUCAGUUCAGAAGAAAUCCCUCUCUCCCUCUUCCCAUAGCUGUGAGGGCUGUAACCCUGGGAAGUCCCUGCUCUGUAACUGACUCAUAGGUUUUAAAAAGUUAGAGGUGUUGGAUCCCUAUCCAACAUAAGGGAUAACUGAGCAUAGAGAAGCGGUGGGAACAAGGAAGCAGCUCUGGGUCUUUUGUUUCUCUGUUUUGAGCCUUGGGGACGACCACAGGUUUCCCUAGGGAAGAAACCCAAACACUAGCUCUCCUGAUUGAUGGCUGCCCAACAAAGGUUGAUUCCUUGUACCAGCCCAGAGGCCUGGUAUCUGAAAGGCUUUCAGCCAGAUGGCAUGAAAAACUGAAGGUGCAUACACCUCCCCCACACUAGCACACUCACACAGGGGCAUUCCCAUCUUCACACAUCGGUGUCGUCUGAUGUCUCGGGGGUUUUGUCUCUUGUGUAAAAAAAGAAAUAAAAGUGCUUGAA
Chiroxiphia lanceolata (lance-tailed manakin) is the source of this 2346-nucleotide messenger RNA. It is a transcript of the gene CYTH4, whose product is annotated as cytohesin 4. The transcript has 13 exons. Gene Ontology annotation, biological process: regulation of ARF protein signal transduction. Gene Ontology annotation, molecular function: guanyl-nucleotide exchange factor activity. Lineage: Eukaryota; Metazoa; Chordata; Aves; Passeriformes; Pipridae. The coding region runs from base 97 to 1314 and encodes 405 amino acids. The record is from RefSeq and is a predicted model, not a curated record.